Messenger RNA from Topomyia yanbarensis, 936 nucleotides. RefSeq lists its product as uncharacterized. Bases 127 to 528 code for a protein of 133 amino acids. The transcript is spliced from 2 exons. NCBI's taxonomy places the organism in Eukaryota, Metazoa, Arthropoda, Insecta, Diptera, Culicidae. The record is from RefSeq and is a predicted model, not a curated record.
AAUAAAAGAACAUCGCAGGAUCGCAAUAAGCGUAGUCAACGAUCAGUUUUGGGGAACGAAUAUUGUCAGGUCUUGAGCGCUUUUUCGAGGGGUUGCCAAUUGCUAAUUUAAGAACAAAUCACAAUAAUGAAUCCCACACAUUGUUGGAUGCUGGUGAUACUCGCCACGGCAGCCGUUGCCCUUCCCCAGUCAGAAGUAGUCCCAGCUGCACAGGACCCUGAGCCCGUACCGGAACAACUCUCCGAACAGAAAGCUGCCGAUGAGCAGCCUAUUCAGGUUCCCGCAGUAGCUCCCGCCGUCAAACUUGCUGAUCUAGCUAUGGUCAAUGAGCAUCCAGUAAAUGUAGAUGAGUAUGCUGCCCGCCGGAAGCGACAGUUUGAGGAAGUCGAUGUCAAUGUUGACGUGAUCAAUAAUAAUGGUGGUUUUGGUGGUCCUGGGUUCAACCGUGGAUAUCCCGAGUAUGGAAACGGUGGCUUCGGAGGUUACGGAGACUAUGGCAAUGGUGGAUUUGGACGGGAUUACUAUUAAAGGGUGCCAUUUUUUUUCUUGCAAUUUAGUGGUGGUGUUGUCCUACUUUAUUAAGCUUUGAGGAACAGUCAGUGUGGGCGCAUUUCAAUUGGGCCUUGAAUCAAAGAGGAGUGCAUAAACAAAUGCAUACCAUGAUUAGUUAUCGAUUUUUUUGAAUUGAUUGAACUGUAUGUAGAAUCUUGUAUUUUUGUUAAACGAUAAACGAUUGAACUAUUGCAACUGUUCACCUGUGGAUACUCUCAGCAUCAUUCUCGUCAUCAUUUUCAUUAUGGAUGAAAAUAAAAUUGUUCAUCAGCAGGAGCAUUGAUUGUGCGUGAUAAAAAGAUAUUAAUAAGCUUUCAUGGAAUUAAAUAGUGACUGUCGUUUUAUAAAUCAACACCUGCUUCAGGAUUUCGUGAAAACUUCUUG